Molecule: messenger RNA, 844 nt
Organism: Myotis daubentonii (Daubenton's bat)
Lineage: Eukaryota; Metazoa; Chordata; Mammalia; Chiroptera; Vespertilionidae
Gene: CIB2
Product: calcium and integrin binding family member 2
Biological process (GO): calcium ion homeostasis
Cellular component (GO): cell periphery; stereocilium; cytoplasm
Molecular function (GO): calcium ion binding; magnesium ion binding
Source: RefSeq, a predicted model, not a curated record
CCCCUCGGCCGGCCACGCCCCUCCAGGGGACUGCGCGGCGGGAUGCGCCAGGAGCCGGGCGGCCGCGGGAGGAGGCGGUGCCCGGUGGCCGGUGGCCGCGCACCAUGGGGAACAAGCAGACCAUCUUCACGGAGGAGCAGCUGGACAACUACCAGGACUGCACCUUCUUCAAUAAGAAAGACAUCCUCAAGCUGCACGCGCGGUUCUAUGAGCUGGCCCCCAACCUGGUCCCCAUGGACUACCGGAAGAGCCCCAUCGUCCACGUGCCCAUGAGCCUGAUCAUCCAGAUGCCGGAGCUCCGGGAGAACCCCUUCAAGGAGCGGAUCGUGGAGUCUUUCUCGGAGGACGGCGAGGGCAACCUCACCUUCGACGACUUCGUGGACAUGUUCUCCGUGCUCUGCGAGUCGGCGCCCCGCGACCUCAAGGCCAACUACGCCUUCAAGAUCUACGACUUCAACACGGACAACUUCAUCUGCAAGGAGGACCUGGAGAUGACGCUGGCCCGGCUGACCAAGUCGGAGCUGGAGGAGGACGAGGUGGUGCUGGUGUGCGACAAGGUCAUCGAGGAGGCCGACCUGGACGGCGACGGCAAGCUGGGCCUCUCCGACUUCGAGGACAUGAUCGCCAAGGCGCCCGACUUCCUCAGCACCUUCCACGUCCGGAUCUGAGGACGCGGCCGAGCUCCGGGCCCGCCGCCCGCCGCCGUCCACCUCCGCUGUCUGCACAGCUCUGACCUCCCAGGACCAGGACGGCAGCUGCGGCCUCGGGGGCUGACCCCCACCGACACGUCCUCGGCCCUUUCAGCAAAAACCCUCCACGGGGAGGGGCGGGAGGAGGGGAGGGG